AAUAGCAAACGAAAGCCUCUUAUAUAAAGCAAGUGUCUGCUAGGCAUUGCAACCAACUCAUUCAUCGCAUUACUGAAGAAAAGCUGAAGAAACAUGAAGUCUAUCAUUGUCGUUGCAGCUAUUAUAGCUUUACUUUCCAUACAACACACUAAUGCUGAAGUUUCCAUAGGGUUUAACAAGACAGCGAUACUAGCAAGCGCUAAUUCUACGGUGACAGUUUUUGUAAUACUUGAUGUGACAAAUGGAGCGCUCAACAUGACCAAAUCUGUUCAGUGUACCUCUACAGAUGAAACGGCAACAGAGGGUGAAGACUAUAAGAGGGUAAAUGAACCUAUCACAUUCAGUCCAGGCGGAGAUCUGUCACAAUCUGUCAGUGUUGAAAUACUCACAAAUGCUACUAAAGGAAACACGUUUUCACUUAUGCUCAGUAAAAUUGAUAAUAACACUCUGGCACUCUUCUCACCAAAAGUUACGAUAACUAUUGCAGUAUCAGUAGGUUUCACUAAGGAUGAGAUAGAAAUAAGUCCUGGCCCUUCUAAUUCUACAUUUGAGGUUGAAGUAAGUGUCACAGGGAAUAUUGCUGAAGGCGAUACCACAACAAUUCAACUGGAAUCUUCAAAUACAGCAUCAAUUGCUAACAGAGAAAUUGAGCUUCUGAGUGGAAAAAACCUACUAACAGUAAAUGUCACUAUUCUAGAGAUUGUCUCAAUAGGAGAGACAAUCUUAGAGACACUUAACCUAACAUCAUCUGCCAGCAAUGUGAAAAUUUCUAGUGGAUUGCUCACAAUAAAAAUUGUCACUACAGACACACAAAAAGGUCUGGAAGCUGGUGACAUUGCUGGAAUAGCGGUCGGUUCAGUUGUCAUUGUCCUUCUUGCAAUUGCAGCAGCAACCAUACUAAUAGUUGUACUGGUGAAAAAACGAUCGAAAAAAUGAAAUGUGAAGCCUCAGAAGAAGUGAAAGACACUGCAUUAACACUAUAGAUAGUGCAUAAAAACUGAGUUUAGUUUUAGUUAGUCUACUGUAUGUAUUUAAACAACCAUUAAUGUUAGCUAGUAGAAACAAGCAAUUCCUUA
This is a messenger RNA of Halichondria panicea, 1076 nucleotides long. RefSeq lists its product as uncharacterized. Gene Ontology annotation, cellular component: membrane. Bases 94 to 936 code for a protein of 280 amino acids. The record is from RefSeq and is a predicted model, not a curated record. Gene Ontology annotation, biological process: cell communication. The transcript has 6 exons. NCBI's taxonomy places the organism in Eukaryota, Metazoa, Porifera, Demospongiae, Suberitida, Halichondriidae.